Molecule: messenger RNA, 2319 nt
Organism: Osmerus eperlanus (European smelt)
Lineage: Eukaryota; Metazoa; Chordata; Actinopteri; Osmeriformes; Osmeridae
Gene: cpeb1a
Product: cytoplasmic polyadenylation element binding protein 1a
Exons: 12
Coding region: 149-1822 (557 amino acids)
Biological process (GO): negative regulation of cytoplasmic translation
Cellular component (GO): nucleus; synapse; neuron projection
Molecular function (GO): mRNA regulatory element binding translation repressor activity; translation factor activity, RNA binding; ribosome binding
Source: RefSeq, a predicted model, not a curated record
ACACAACUAUAGAGGUCCUGCCACAGCCUUAAAAAACAACAGAAAUAAACAUCUAACUAGGCUUAUUAUGACCAUGACGAAUGCCUAAUUUGAGUACUUUACACUCAUAAGAGACAGUUAAGUUGCCCCCCCCCCCGAGAAUUUGAAAAUGGCGUUCACUCUGAAAGAUGAAAGGCUCGUUAACCAUUGGGAUAGUGGUUCCCUAACCCCGUCAACAAGUAGCAAUGCAGAUAUCUUUAAUGGGAUGAAUACUAUGUUGGGAAACUCGCUGGUGCCUAGUGGAGUGAGCACCACCCCUUUCAAUGAGAGGAGCACAGACCAUCCACUUUCAGAACUGGGAGACAUUGGUACCUCUGUGAUGGACAAUUGCCUCCUUUCCACUCGAUCCAGGUCCUAUCGGGACCCCUCUCUGGGCCUGCAGAGUGGCCUGUUCACUGCAACCUUGCUGGGCAUGGGACUGGAAUCUCUUAGCCUGGCUGACUGGGGAAACAGCCUGGACCCUCCCUCACGCACCAGCCCACCUUCCAUCACCAAGCUGGGGCCCCAUCUUGGUUUGAGCAGCCUUGAGCCAGGGGGGAAGGCUGGGUCAAACAGCCACACGGAGAGCUGCACCCUGGACACCUGCUUUAACAGUCCCCCUGACUCUGAGACCAGUGGGUUCAGCUCUGGAUCAGAGCAUCUCUGUGACCUGCUGUCAAUACUGCAGAUCUCCCAUUCUGUGCCCCUACUAAAGUGUGGAGGGCAGAAAUACCUGUCUGCCUCCUGUCACCUGGAGCAGGACUCCUUGUUGCACCCACUGUCCCCUCUCCCCCCUGAGCUGGACCAGCAUCUCCUCAGUGUGGGCCCCCAGGGCAGUGUGGGCCCCCAGGGCAGGCGGUGGCCCCGGACCAUGGUGUGGCCCAGCUGGGGUGGGACCGCUCAGCGCCCCCUCAGCAUCGAGGCGGAGGCUCGUCUCCACAGACAGUGCGCAGCUCUGAACGAUGCCGCCCUUACAUGGAGGGGCCAACUGCCCCCCAAAAACUACAGAAACGCAAAGUACUCCUGUAAAGUCUUUCUGGGUGGCCUGCCUUGGGACACCACUGAAGCGAGACUGAAUAGCACGUUCAGUGUGUUUGGCCAUCUGAGCGUAGAGUGGCCUGGCAAGGACCUCAAAAACCCGCACUGCCCACCAAAAGGCUAUGUGUACCUGAUGUUUGAGGACGAGAGGUCUGUUGCGGCUCUGCUGAAGGCCUGCUCUCAGAGCCUGCUGAAGGCCUGCUCUCAGAGCCUGCUCCACCCGGAGGACUCACAGGAGUACUACUUUGAGAUGGCCAGCCGCAAAAUGCGCAUCAAAAAGGUGCAGGUGAUACCCUGGGUGCUGGCGGACAGUAACUAUUCCGUGUGCCCACCCCAGCGUCUGGUUCCCAGCAGAACGGUGUUCGUGGGUGGGCUGCAUGGCAUGCUGAACGCAGAGGCCCUGGCUCUCAUCAUGGACGACCUGUUUGGAGGGGUCGUUUAUGUCGGCAUCGACACUGACAGACACAAGUACCCCAUAGGGUCCGGCCGCGUGAGCUUCAGUACACAGAGCAGCUAUCUGAAGUCUCUACACGCUGCUUUUGUGGAGAUCAAAACACCAAAGUUCACCAAGAAGGUCCAGAUCGAUCCCUAUGUGGAAGACUCGGUGUGCCAGAGGUGUAGCCGCCAGCCGGGGUCCUUCUUCUGCAGAGACAUGGCCUGCUUCAAGUACUACUGCCGCACCUGCUGGCACUGGCAACACUCCAUGGAUGUGCUCUGCUGCCACAGGCCCAUCAUGAAGAACCAGAAAAGCCUGAACUUUAGCUGAGCCCCUCUGUCGCCACUCUCAGUGUACACAGGGAGGAGUGGGAUGGGGCCAAACAACUUGAGAGAAUUUUCACUUUUACCACGUUGAUCCCCCCACCACACUUAUGGCUGCUGUGGAGAAGUUGUGGUGAUCAGGGACUCCUUUUCUAUCCUCAAGUUGUUCCACACCAUGUGUUCAGAGCAGGAUGUUAAAGAGCCACAUUACAUGGCUUCUUCUCUUUAUUCAAACUUUUUAAUUUGACAUCUUUUUUAAGACUUGCUGCUGCCAUAGAAUUCCUUUUUUGAUAGUUCUUUUACUGGCACACUUUGCAAUGUAAUGCAUCCCUUUAGGAUGUAAACCAUAAACUUGUGAGGAUGUGCAGGUUCAGUGGCAUAUCUCAACAUUUUUAUUACAGGGUCUUACCUAUUUUUACAGUUUUAAGUGAAAACAUGAUAAUUUAACAAAACACUGGGGUUACUAUUUUAUUUGAGUUUGAUUGUCUACCUCAUGUGUUUCUG